Taeniopygia guttata (zebra finch) is the source of this 2182-nucleotide messenger RNA. RefSeq names its product ankyrin repeat domain-containing protein 26-like. Lineage: Eukaryota; Metazoa; Chordata; Aves; Passeriformes; Estrildidae. The record is from RefSeq and is a predicted model, not a curated record.
CCCCGCGUGCCGCCGCAGGUUCUGCCGGUGCCCGGAGCUGGCGCUCAGAGCUGCCCAACCCGCUCCGGGAGCAGCAGCACGGCCCACGCUGGCAGCACUGCGCCGUCUCGGAGGAUCUAGGCCGCCGCCACUGCGCGGGGCUACCUUUUCUGCCUUGUGCUCAGGGCCCUUUCUGGUCCUUUUCGCUUCCCUGUCCUUCAUCCCCAUCCACACCCGGGGCCAAGCAGCCCGCCGGGUGCUUCCUGCUGCUGACCGCCCGCAGCAGGGCCAUGUCGUCGCACGCCCUGCGGAAGAGAGUCCGGCGGCUGUUCAGCAGAAGGCGACAGCAGCGGCCAUCCAGCAGCCCGUGUGGGCAGCCCUGCACCGCCGCCACUGGUGCCUCCGAGCUCAGUGACAAGGUCCAGGGCGGGCUGCACAGCCGCGACGUGCCAUGGCUGAGGCGGUGGCGCUGGUAUUUCAGGAGAUUCGGCAGGGACCCGCGAGGCCAGCGGAGGCGAUGCUUUAAGACUGCUCUUGAGGUUAAUACAAGCAAUGAGGCUGAUGUUGAGGAAGACAGUCUGCGCUGGCAGGAGGAGUUGGAGAGGGUUGAAAUGGAGUUGCAAGAGGUGGAAGAAAAAUACCUAAAUUUGGAGCGUUGUGUUCAGAACCUGAGGGCUACCUUGAAUGAUAAGGAUAGAGAAGAGCUAGCUGCUGCCCAGGAGCUGCAGAACCAGCUGUUGGCAUAUUUGGAGAACCAGACUACCAUGAAAGGACUGGAAGAACACCUGCAAUGCCUUGAAAUUCAAAAUACCAGAUUGGAAGCCACUGUUCAGCAACAAAAUGACAAGAUUGAAGCCCUGCAGAGAGACCUGCAAGCCUCUGCCUCAUUGCGAGAGGUGGAAGAAAAAUACCUAAAUUUGGAGCGUUGUGUUCAGAACUUGAUGGCUACCUUGAAUGAUAAGGAUAGAGAAGAGCUAGCUGCUGCCCAGGAACUGCAGAACCAGCUGUUGGCAUAUUUGGAGAACCAGACUACCAUGAAAGGACUGGAAGAACACCUGCAACGCCUUGAAAUUCAAAAUACCAGAUUGGAAGCCACUGUUCAGCAACAAAGGGACAAGAUUGAAGCCCUGCAGAGAGACCUGCAAGCCUCUGCCUCAUUGCGGGAGGUGGAAGAAAAAUACCUAAAUUCUGAGCGUUGUGUUCAGAACUUGAUGGCUACAUUGGAUGAGAAGGAAAGAGAAACAGCAGCUUCUUCCCUGAAACUGCAGGACCAGCUGUCGGCAUAUUUGGAGACUGUGAAGCAACUUGAAGAACACGUGCAACGCCUUGGAUUUGAAAAUACCACUUUGGAAGGCACUGUCCAGCAACAAAGCGAUAGGAUUGACGCCCUGCAGAGAGACCUGCAAGCCACUACUUCUGCACAGGCAGCCACUCAGGACUUCAUAAAACAAAGCAGAACCAGUCAUGACUCACUGACCAACCAGCUAAAAGACAGAAUUAGAGAUCUUGAAUGUGAAUUGGAAAGGAUAAAAGAUACUGAACAAGAGACUACUUUUCAAAAACAGUGUACACAGACAGAAGUGCAAAAGUACAAGGAGCUGUAUCUGAAGGAAGUGAAUAUCAGCAAAUGCCAAGCAAAGGAACUGGAAAGAGCUAAUGAGAGACUUGAAGAAGCCAAUGCAAAGCUUCUCCGGGAGCGCCAUAAAAGCAAAUCGUUAAUCACAAGCAGCAUUGUCAGUGGAGGUCUGGCUGCAACUCCAGUUCUGUAUUCAACUGCACUGGGACAUCUUGGCAACAAUUUGGGACUGAGCAGAAGUCUCAGUCUAGAAGGAAGCUUCCUAAACCAAUGUGAGAAGAUCUUAUCAUCAAGAAAGAGGUUUGCAACCUUUGUGACCAAGGUACAACAGGAACUGGAUGAAAAAAUCACUAAGGAACUGAAAGAAGCCACUGCUGAACUUGAAACUGGAUGUACCGGAUCUUCCAAAAACCUUCAUGUGGACCAGGAUCCCCUUUGCAGAGCAAUAGAAGAGUACCGUGAUGUUUUAACCAAAGAUUACAUGAUUUGAAUGAAAUGCUGUGGAAAGGCUCUAAAGAGUUUUUGCUUUUAUAUAGCAUCUAUGUUUUUCCUUCUCCACAGUUCAGAUGUGAAAACUUGUUCAUUGCAGUCUGAAUAUAAACUAUAUUAAAAUGUAUGUCAAGCACA